Molecule: messenger RNA, 2394 nt
Organism: Schistocerca serialis cubense
Lineage: Eukaryota; Metazoa; Arthropoda; Insecta; Orthoptera; Acrididae
Product: THAP domain-containing protein 2-like
Exons: 2
Coding region: 118-777 (219 amino acids)
Molecular function (GO): sequence-specific DNA binding
Source: RefSeq, a predicted model, not a curated record
GUCGCGACACUUCGCCUCGAUUUUGUUGCCAGCAGCGCCCCAAGAGGCUGGUAGGUUACACUGUGAAUUCGGCGCGAUCGUGAAAGAGAAUAGUGGUUGUUUAUUUUGAUUUAUACAAUGGCUUUUACUGGCGGGAGCGUUUGUAGCGCAAUACAUUGCACCAACAACAGGAAGAAGACACCACAGCUGUCUUUUUUUAGGUUUCCUAAGGAUCCUGAGAGGAGCAGAAAAUGGCUUGUUAAUAGCAGGCGAGAAGACCUCAUUAAGAAAGAACCAGUGUACCUGUAUAAUAAUAUUAGGUUUUGUUCGCUACAUUUCGAACAAAACCUGUUCAUGAACGCAGACAACAACAAACUCGUGUGGAAUGCAGUACCCACACUGUUUGACAUUCCAAAUAAGCCACCUCAGCUGACGAUGAAGAGGAAACUGCCACAAAGAUUCGACAGUCAAUCUAAAGCAGUAAAACAGUCCUAUGACACAGAAGCAGCCGGUUCAACUCUGCAUGUAUCAGUGCCAGAUUCGUGUGAAUUGUCAACACAGACUUGCUUUGACGAUGAAGUGGUUAGAUUAAGUGCAGCUGUUCGUGUCUUACAAAAGCGUGUGAAGUGUCAGAAUGUGCAAAUCGCUAGACUUCGACCGAAACUAUUACGGGACAAGGAAAGUGCCUACAGACAGCGACAGAAACUGUAUCAGAAGGAGCAAGUGAACAAGGACAAACGAAUGUUAAAGACCAUAGGAUCCCCAUAUUUAAAAAAAGUGCCCUUGACUUGUUGUUAAGCCAGAUUAGCAUGCCAUUGAAAGAGAAACGUGCUGCAAGAUGGAAAGACGAAAAUAAGCUGUUUGCUCUAAAUUUAUUAUAUUACAGCACUCAGGCAUACAGGUUUUUGUCAGAAUGUUUUAUGCUUCCAUCAGUGCGUAGGGCUACAUUACAAAGGUAUGUGGAAGGCAUACAAAUAAAAUGUGGGAUAAGUGACAAUAUAUUCCAUCUUUUAAAGCAAAAGGUGCAACAUUUUUCUUAUAAUGAUAAACUUGUGAACAUGUCAUUGGAUGAAAUGUCUCUAAUGGCAAAUUUGACAUAUGAGGCACAGCUAAAAUUGCGAACAGUGUGUUGGUGAUAAUGAUUAGUGGCAUUUUUUCUUGUUUCAAACAACCAUUGCUGUACUGUUUUUGUAAAGGAACAGUGGGAGCUAUGCAUUCGACUGCUAUAUUUUAUGAAGUAGUCAAGAGACUUAAGGAAAUUGGCUUGGUUGUAAAGACCUGUGUGACUGAUCAGGGUUCAAAUUUUGUGGACUGGAGAAAGAGACGGAAUUACACAAGUCAAUCCAAGUUUGGUAUAUGAGGAGCAGAAGAUCUAUUUCUUCUAUGAUACCCCACAUUUGUUUAAGAACAUCAGAAACAACCUAUUUAGGUAUGACAUAAUUCAUACAUCAAAUGAUGGUUUGGUUGGUACUGCUUCUUGGAAGGACAUUUCUCAGCUCUAUUCAAAUGACUUGCACAGGAAAUACAAGUUAGCUCCGAAGCUGACUAAAAAAGCUGUCGAACUGCCAGCUUUUUCAAAAAUGAAAGUGGGUAUUGCAGUUUGUGUGUUAAGCCACACAGUGGCAGCUGGUAUUGACACACUUGUAUUUUGUGGUAGUAUGCCAUUAUCUGCAACUGGCACUUCAGACUUUUGUCAGAAAGUUAAUGACAUUUUUGAUUUCUUUAAUACAUACAGUGUGAAAGGGCCUGUGCAUCUAAGGAACUGUAUUAGGAGUGAUUCAGAGCAUCUGGAUGUUCUACAUGUGAUGAAGCCAUGGAUUCACUCUUGGAAAUUUGUAGGCUCUGAUGGAAAAGAUUACUUCCUGAGGAUAAAAUGUGUAAAGGGGCUUCUAAGCAAUAUAUGUGCUUUGGAAAUGCUUGCUGCCGAGGUACUGACUGGAACAAAAUUGUACUUAUUCUCACGUAAAAUUAACCAAGACACAUUGGAAAACUUUUUUUCAACUAUGAGGCAGAGAGGUGGUUUUUGCAGCAACCCAUCUCCAAGGCAGUUUUGUGCUGCAUUUAACAACUGUACACUAAGCAAACUGAUAAAUUCUUCUAAUGUGGGAAGCAGUAAUUGUGAAGGAAUUGACUGGGAUCAGGCAAUACUGGACAUGAAAUCUGCUCAAACAUUAAAGGUCUCACAGUUGUUAUGCAGUAGUGAUACAAGUUCUGCAACAAAGCUACCAAAUGUGGAAGUUCCAGCAGACCUUGGAGAACAAUACAGUAUGAGAUAUGUGUUUGGUUACAUAUUGAAGAAACUUUUUUCUUUACAUAAUUGUGUCAAGUGCAGGAAUCUACUUGUAGACAACAGCCAGGACUUAGAUGCAAAUGACAAAUUUUAUUGCCAUUUCAAAAGUUACGAAGACAAUUUUG